Molecule: messenger RNA, 2753 nt
Organism: Siniperca chuatsi (mandarin fish)
Lineage: Eukaryota; Metazoa; Chordata; Actinopteri; Centrarchiformes; Sinipercidae
Exons: 12
Coding region: 439-2085 (548 amino acids)
Biological process (GO): negative regulation of autophagy
Source: RefSeq, a predicted model, not a curated record
CGGGCAUGGAAACGACUUCAGAGUCCGGACUGUCUGCCGAAUAACUCUCCGUCCACGUUCGACUCUGCACCCGCUCCUGCCACUCCAGAUAGGAAGGUCUGCGAGUCUGUAACUUCAGCUUUUCUGAAAUGUGCACUUCCGUCUUUUGUCGCUUCAAGCAACACAUCUUCGUCUCCAGAGCAGCGUCGCGCUCAGCCACCUGCGCGUGAGGGGGUGUAGGGCCUGGCCAUGUUGUGAACCAAAUGACUAUUUAUAGACUCCUUAUAGCCAAACAAACACAGCGGAACUGCAGUACCCAACCGUCUGCGUGAGCACAGGAGGGAGUUUACUUUCUUUUUCUCACAAGAGAGGCGAGGGAGCGAUUUGAAGCCACUUGUGCAGUGAGACGUCCAGCAGCGGAGGGUUUGUUGGUUUGUGACGGGGGGUGGAGGGGAGGUGAUGGAAUUUUCUGAGCACAUCAAGACCGCCAAUGUGGAGGAUGUUGUCCUCCGCCAGCCGCUACACCCACCGAGCAGAGGCACACUGUGCAUAACGGGCCACCACCUGCUCUUCUCGGACCGGGAAGAGGGCAGCUCUCGGCAGGUUUUACUGCUCCUCAGGAACAUCGAUGCCAUUGAGAAAAGUGUGGAAAACCUUUUGGCCUAUUCCGGCCUCUUCUCUAAUGCAGGCCGCAGUGAAAGGAUAUCUGGAUCUUCAGGGACGAUUACCAUUAAGUGUAAAGAUCUGCGUGUGCUCCAGCUUGACAUCCCAGGCAUGGAGCAGUGCCUCAACAUUGCACGCUCUAUUGAGACCCUGUCCUGCCUGGACGGUGUGUCAGAGAUGUAUCCUUUCUUUUACAGACCUUCUGAUCUCAGACUGCAGGACCAGUGGGGUCUCUCAUCCCCUGAAAAGGACUACAGUCAAAUGAAGGAGCUCCAUGAUAGGUGGAGACUGAGCACUGUGAACAGAGACUACUCAGUGUGUCCCUCUUACCCUCCAGCUGUCAUCGUCCCCAAGAACACAGACGAUGACAUGCUAAAGAAGGUGGCCAAAUUCCGACAGGGAGGACGCUUCCCUGUCCUCUGCUACUACCACAGGAAGAAUGGCAUGGUAAUCAUGCGUAGCAGUCAGCCGCUGACGGGAGCCAAUAGGAAGCGCUGCAGAGAAGACGAGCAACUCCUCCAGGCUAUGAUUGACAGCUCAGACAGAGGUUACAUUAUUGACACACGCUCCAGCCAGCAGGCGCAGCAGGCCUGGAUAACAGGCGGAGGGUUUGAGUCCAAAUCGUGUUAUAGCAGCUGGAAGAGACUGCACAGACAGAUGGAAAGAGGUAAAGCACUGCAGGAGAGUCUAAUUAAACUGGUGGAGGCCUGUGGUGACGAGUCCCAUUAUAUGGACCGCUGGCUCAGUAAGCUUGAGAAUUCAAAGUGGCUGUCUCACGUCCAAACUGCUCUGUCAACUGCUGGCCUGCUGGCAGAGUGUGUGGAGAGGGACGGUCAUUCAGUUCUAGUUCACGGCUCUGAAGGGACAGACUCCACUUUGCUCAUCAGCACUCUGGCUCAGCUCAUCAUGGACCCAUGCUGCCGCACACUGGAGGGCUUCCUGGCUCUGCUGGAGAGGGAGUGGGUACAGGCAGGACACCCAUUCCAGCAGCGAUGUGCCCACUCGGCCUACUCCCAUGCUCGUCUCCAGCAGGAGUCCCCGGUCUUCCUGCUGCUGCUGGACUGUGUGUGGCAGCUGUGGCGUCAGUUCCCCCUGGCACUGGGCUUCUCAGAGGCGCUGCUCCUGAGGCUGGCGAGUGAGGCCUACGCGUCUGACUAUGGCACCUUCCUGUGCAACAGCCAUAAGCAGAGGUGUGCUCUAGGAGUGACGGAGAAGACUCACUGUUUGUUCCAGGCCCUGUUGAGGCCCAGGGAGAGAGAUUACUACUCGAACCCCCUGUAUGAGCCCACUGAGCUAGCAAUCUGGCCCUCAGUCCACCCUCAGUCCCUGCAGCUUUGGAGAGGCUUUUUUCUGAGGUGGACCCAACAGGCUCGGCACCUUGAAGAGGCUCAGGAGGAAAUAAGGAACAUGGUCAUUGAGUGGGGGAAACUGGCACUCAGCUGAUGUCCUUUCAGUAUAUGAACAAGUGAAGAUGGUCAGCCUGAACAUGUUCUAAGGAGAAAUGUUACCAAUGCGCAAUGCCUUUUCACUGUGGAAUUGUUAUUUCAGAUUUCUUAACAACCUGCUGUGUUUUAAUGUACAGUUUUUCAUUUUAAGUAAUUUUAUUCUUUCAUAAAAAUAGAAAAAAAUGUAAUUGUUGACAUUAUUUGAGGAUGUUUAGCACUGUAUAUUUUUCACACCAUAUUUUAGUUUUUUAAAAACUACUUAAGGAGUGUUAUAUUUGUUAUAUUUUCUCUGUUUUGCAUAAUUUCAAUGGGGUAAUUAUUUUCUGAAAUAUAUUCACUCAUGAAUAUUAUCAAUAGAGGAAGGCUGUAUAACUGACACACCUCCCAGUCCUGUUAAGCUCAGCUAAACACUCUUCACAAUACAAAUCCCUGCGCACAGCAAGUCAGCAUGUUCUGCACACACGGAGCUUUGCAAGCUGGAGACUGUAGUCCUGUUCAGUCAAGAGCCACAAGCCCUGGUGAUUAUACAAAGUGGACAAGAACCACAUAGCCCAGCAUGACUUUCUACGCCUGCUUAUUUAUCCAGUGGUUGCUGAAUGAACUGAAACGGUGACCAAUCAGAUGGUAAUGUUAACACUUUAACACUUAAAUGCCUCGAAAACCGUC